AUGGAAGGAAAGGUAUAUGCUAUCACCGGUGCCGGAUCAGGGAUCGGUCGUGCUACAGCUAUUCGUUGCGCAGAACUCAAAUGCGCAGGACUCAGUCUUUGCGAUGUUAACUUUCAAGGACUUGAAACCACGAAGAAAUUGCUCGAAGAAGCCAAGUUCCCAGGAAAGGUUUUGCUAUUCAAAGCAGAUGUCAGCAAAGCUGAUGAAGUGGAUUCCUGGAUUUCCUCUACCACCUCAGAAUUCGGAAGACUAGAUGGAGCAGCGAACGUCGCUGGCCUCUCAAGACGCUCCCCAGAGACCAACUCUUCCAAUAUUGUCGAAGAGGAUUGGGACACGACACUAGCAGUCAAACUGACAGGAACAAUGCAUUGUAUGCGUGCUCAGUUGAAAGUGAUCACGAGACCGGGAGGGAGCAUUGUGAAUGUGAGCUCGGGAGCAGGCGUGAAAGGUGUGGCUGGGAUGCCAAGUUAUUGUGCGACAAAGUGGGGUAUGAGGGGCUUGAUAAAGACGGCGGCUAUUGAAUUUGGACCAGUGGGGAUUAGGGUUAAUUGUUUGAUGCCUGGAGCGAAUUUCGAUGAAGCGGUUAAAAAGGGAUUGGUUGAUCCAGUGAAGUUGAGUGAAGGUACUAUGAUGAAGAGGAUGGGGACUCCAGAAGAAAUUGCAAAAGUUAUGGCUUUUCUAAUGAGUGAUGAUGCUAGUUUUGUCACCGGUAGUGAGUCUUCUAUCUGCUUGAGCACACUGGAGAGGAGCAUUCGUAUGAUUCUUGCUGACGUACUGUAUAGCUGA
Messenger RNA from Mollisia scopiformis, 786 nucleotides. Its product is annotated as putative short chain dehydrogenase/ reductase. The transcript has 3 exons. The coding region runs from base 1 to 786 and encodes 261 amino acids. The record is from RefSeq and is a predicted model, not a curated record. Lineage: Eukaryota; Fungi; Ascomycota; Leotiomycetes; Helotiales; Mollisiaceae. Gene Ontology annotation, molecular function: oxidoreductase activity.